AGAACUCACAGGAGGAGAGUCAUCAGAUUUUCACAGUGUUCUUAAUGGGCUUUAUGAUUCUUCCAACAGACUUCUUGGAAGUGUAGACAAUGGAGGACGAGGAAAAACAACUCCUGAAUGAAAAGCAGGUGCCAAACUGUGAGAGUGGUUAUGUGUGGCAUGUCACCGAUAUGAAUCGACUGCAGCGUUUCUUAUGUUUUGGUUCAGAAGGUGGUACUUAUUACAUCAAGGAGCAGAAGCUGGGCUAUGGAAAUGCAGAAGCUUUAGUAAGACUGAUUGAAGAGGGUAGAGGUUGUGAAGUUGUUCAAGAAAUAAAGACAUUCAGUCAAGAAGGCAGAGCAGCAAAACAGGAACCCCUACUUUUUGCUCUUGCAAUUUGCUCACAGUGUUCUGAUGCAAAAACAAAACAAGCAGCAUUUAAAGCUGUUCCUGAGGUGUGUUGCAUACCAACCCAUCUCUUUACUUUCAUCCAAUUUAAAAAAGAUCUGAAGGAGGGCAUGAAAUGUGGUAUUUGGGGCCGUGCACUGAGGAAAGCUGUUGCAGAUUGGUACAAUGGAAAAAAUGGCAUGGCUGUUGCUUUAGCAGUUACAAAAUAUAAACAAAGAAGUGGUUGGUCUCAUAAAGAUCUUCUGAGGUUGUCCCACCUAAAACCUGCCAGUGAAGGAAUUGGUAUAGUCACUAAAUAUGUUACCAAAGGGUGGAAAGAUGUCCAAGAAGCUUAUAAAGACAAAGCAGUUUCUGCUGAGACUGAAAAACUCUUAAAGUAUCUGGAGGCUGUGGAGAAAGUAAAACGCACAAAAGAUGAAUUGGAAGUUAUUCAUUUAAUAGAGGAAUAUGGUCUAGUCAGAGAGCAUCUCCUGACAAACCACCUGAAAUCUAAAGAGGUUUGGAAGGCAUUGCUGAAGGAAAUGUCCAUUUCUGUAUUGUUGAGAAAUUUAGGAAAGUUGACAGCAAAUUCAGUGCUUGAACCACGAGGUUCAGAAGUGGCAAUAGUAUGUGAAAGACUGAGAAACGAGAAACUGCUAAAAAAGGGUAGAAUACAUCCAUUCCAUGUCUUGGUUGCAUUAGAAAGCUAUAAAGCUGGGCAUGGAAGCAGAGGAAAGCUUUGGUGGCGUCCUGAUGAAGACAUUUUAGAAGCCUUAGAUGCCUCAUUUUACAAAACAUUCCAGACAGUUGAACCAACAGGAAAACGCUUCUUACUUGCAGUUGAUGUCAGUGCAUCAAUGACACAAAAAGUUUUGGGCAGUGUACUCAGUGCUAGCACAGUUGCAGCAGCAAUGUGUAUGGUUGUGGCACGUACAGAGAGGGAUUCCCAUAUAGUUGCCUUUUCGCAUGAAAUUGUGCCCUGCCCAGUGACGACUGAUAUGACGUUGCCUCAAGUAUUAGUGAAAAUGUAUGAAAUUCCGGUGGGCACCACUGAUUGUUCCCUUCCAAUGAUAUGGGCUCAAAAAACACAGACAGCUGCUGAUGUCUUCGUUGUAUUUACCGAUAAUGAGACUUUUGCUGGAAAUACUCAUCCUGCAACAGCUCUUAGAGAGUACAGAGAGCAAAUGGGUAUUCCUGCUAAGCUGAUUAUUUGUGGAAUGACCUCAAAUGGCUUUACGAUUGCUGAUCCAGAUGACAAAGGCAUGUUGGAUAUAUGUGGCUUUGAUACAGGAGCUCUUGAUGUUAUUCGAAACUUCGCUUUGGAUUUGAUCUAAUUUUCUAGGCAUCUUCUCUUCCCUGUGGGUCCAUUGCUGGCAACAGACUACACCCUGGGAGCUCCUAGCCAAAUAUACUUCAUUAGAAUAUGGCACAUUAAAUACAUAUCAGAAUGUUACCUUUUUGUCAAGGGAAAACAAGAAAAGCAGAUGAGAAAUCUCUUUUCUCUUUUUUUCCUGUUCUACACAAUUUAAAGUAACAGUGGGAAGUUUGAUAAAAGUAACUACAGGGUUACACAAUAUAUAAUUUAAUUUCAUUUAUAAUAGAUUAUAAGUACUGAGAGACUUUUAAUUCCCCCCUCCCUGCUUCCAACCUCACCCCUCCCUUCCCCCAUUGCUGUGGAAUGGUUUGUUUGCAAGAAGAUACUGACUUACUGUUAGGAUGGGGCAGAAAAACAAAAAGUGGGGUUAGUAUUUUUAGUAAUGUCAGUAAAGUCAGUAACUUCAUUGAGAGGGAUUUUUCUUUGGUCUGUUUGUCAGUCUUUGUGUUUUAAACAAAUACUAAGUUUCAACAGUUUCCAUUGUUACACUUCAGAUCUACAAAAGUAUUUUCUGGCACAUACGAGACCAUGUGACUGUGACGCAGUAUAAAAGCUGUCCAGUGAAAUUUUAUACUGAUGAAACUGAAAGUGGAAGAGUUUAUGCUAAUCAUUUUCCUAUCUAGAUUAUCAUCCUAGUUUUCAGGAGUAAAGUGUAAUUCUCUGUAGGUAAAUUGAGGUGUGGUUUCAGAAGCACUAUUUUUAAAUUAAUAUGAUUUACAGGAAGUUCUAAGAACUCUUCUUACUAGAAAAAGACCCUGGAAAUGGCUUAGAAGCUACAUUCAGUCCAUCUUAUAACUUCAGAAAGCAACAGCACACUUUCAGUGAGAAAGAUCAACAACUGCAUGUGUCUUGGAGUGCUCUUGAAAGCUGAUUGGUAACAACCAGAAACAAAAAGCUACAUUUUUUCCAAGACAACAUAUUCAAUGAUGCAGAAAAAAUCUUCCUAACAGGAGAGUAUUUCAUUUUUUGAAAUCUUUUUGUAGAUAAAUAUCACUUCUGGUUUUCUUAAAUUAAUUCAAGCUUACAUUUUUCAAAACUACCUCCACUUUAUAGUGACCAAUUCUAAAAACUUCUAUGAAAUGUACAGCUGCCUCUUUCAUGUUCUCAAAGUCUUGCUUGGGAAGUGGUUGAAACUGGAUUUUUUUAUUUUAUUUUUUUUAGUUUAAUAUAGUGUGAGUUAAGUAAGGAGAAAGCUAGUGAAAAACUUACCACUUCGGAACAGGAAUUAAUAGCAAUUCAUGUGUAUAUGUAUGUAAUUCUCUGUGGUUUUAUAUAUGUGUGUAUAGGGGGGAAGUUAAAAGAUCUCUUUAGUAGGUCACAAUCUUAGAAGAUGGGAAAAGUUUUUAGUGAUGCUUUUACAACUUCCCCUAAGACAUGCACACGUCAACCUCUUUUAUGCUAAUUCUGGCUGUUUUAAACAGUGAAUUUGACGUUAAUU
Messenger RNA from Pezoporus occidentalis (night parrot), 3179 nucleotides. RefSeq names its product Ro60, Y RNA binding protein (gene RO60). NCBI's taxonomy places the organism in Eukaryota, Metazoa, Chordata, Aves, Psittaciformes, Psittacidae. The transcript has 8 exons. Gene Ontology annotation, molecular function: RNA binding. The record is from RefSeq and is a predicted model, not a curated record. Bases 90 to 1700 code for a protein of 536 amino acids. Gene Ontology annotation, cellular component: ribonucleoprotein complex.